GCAAGCGCACGACCGUUUGUCUCACACUCGAAUUAAACGCGCGAUCUUCAUUUCGAGAAACGAUCUCUUUCGCUAUUUAAAAAGCAUUUUUUACUCAGUUAAUUGAGUAAAGUGUAAUUUUUUUUUUUGAAAACUGUUAAUAACAGUUAAAAAUAUUUUUUGUGAAAAUAUAUUAAGUGAAAUACUGUGAUAUUACUGUGAUAAGUGAUUGUGACACGAAUUAUCAAAAGUGCAAUUUAUACCGUGCAUUCGUGUUUUUAUUAUUCAUUAAAAACCGGUAACGGAACCAUAACAAAUCGACCAGUUCGCUAAAUUCUGUGCUUAUACGACGAAACCUGUUGAUAAGUACGAUGUGCCAUUGAGAGCGAACGGAACCCGAAGUAAGCGCCAUGCUUGCCGUAAUGCCGCGCUGGCUAGCGCGGCUCCAAGAUGGCGGACUCCUCAACCAGCUGUUCAUGGCUGUCAUGGUGACCAUCCCCGUCCUGAACUUCGGUAUGCUAAUGGGUUGGCAGUCGCCCAUGACGCCCCUCCUCCAAUCCGACGACGGUCCGGCGCCGGAACCGAUAUCGGACGACACGAUAUCGUGGAUGGCGUCAGUUACCUUCCUGCCACCCGUGUUCUGCGGGUGUGUGGUGGGGGACCUGGCUGACAGGUGGGGGAGGAAGGCCACCACUGUGAUGACGUCGCUCAUGCUGGUGAUCAGCUGGGCCAUAACUAUGUUCUCACUAGCCCCGUGGGCGCUUAUAACCUCGCGUGCUGUUGCUGGCUUAGCUUGUGCAGGUUGCUACGUAGUCACCCCACUGUACCUCAAAGAGAUCGCCUCAGACAACGUCCGCGGCGCGCUCGGUUCUCUCUUCAUCCUGUCCCAGAACCUGGGCUACCUGGUGGUGUACAUCGCAGGAGACGUGCUGUCCUUCACCAGCGUGCUGUGGCUGUGCACAGCAGUACCAGUCUUGCAUCUGCUGGCGUUUUUAGCUAUGCCGGAGACGCCUGUGUUCCUGGUCAAACAGGGGAAGAUACAGGAGGCACGCGAGGCACUAGCGUGGCUGCGCAACACCAGCCCAGACAACAAAGACCUGGAGGAAGUCAUCCAACAGCUGGACAGGGAAGAACAGCUCACCAGGUCCAUGCCGAAGGCCACUUGGUUGAGUUUAGUGCGCGACAAAACGACCUUCAAAGCCUUCAGGAUAUCUCUCAACGUGAUGCUGUCCCAAGAAACCUGCGGAUACCUGGUGGUCCUCAUGUACGCUGGCUCCAUCUUCGAACAAGCUUCAGAGUCCAUCAGCUUGAAGCUUAGUCCUAAUAAACAGACCAUUGUGGUGGGGGGCAUACAGCUACUUGGGUCCAUUGUGGCUAGCUGUAUUGUGGAGAAGACUGGACGAAAGUGGCUCCUCGCGGGCACGUCCUUCGCCACCGGCGUCUCCAUGCUAGCCCUGGGUGCCUGGUUCUACAUCACCAGCGUCGGCUUCUGGUUGCCCGGCUGGUUGCCCGUGCUAGCCAUGUGUUUGUGCAUCUUCGCUGAUGCGGCAGGAUAUCAGCCUGUGCCUUAUGUCAUCACUUCUGAGCUGUUUUCAUUCCAACACCGAGGCAUGGUAACCUCCAUCGUAAGCAGCAUCGACGCUCUCAGCGACUUCCUACAAACGAAAGCCUACGACCCACUCCUCAAACUGCUGGGCAUCCACUGGGUCUUCGUGAUGUUCUCAAUAGUCUGCUUCCUCGGCACUAUAUACACAGUAUUAUGGGUCCCGGAGACGAAGGACCGCAGCGUGGAGGAGAUCUACGCGCUUCUAGAAGAUUCUAGAAAGAAGGAGAAGAGGAAAGACGUUGAGACUGGGAAGGAGGUGUGUCGGUUAUGAGUUUUUGAGGCGUGUGGUUUUCUGUGGUUGACUGACCCUCUCAAGUACCUAUGGUAUUGUAAAUUGAAUGUCUCAUUGUCUAUAAAUUAUUGAAUAACCGCUAUUAGUGUAAGGCCAGGGGUCCAUUUCUCGAAAGGUACAAGCCUUGUAUUACAAGUGUGUUUCCAUGACAACCCAUACGAUUUGACAGUUCGCGCACUUGUAAU
Messenger RNA from Leguminivora glycinivorella, 2062 nucleotides. RefSeq names its product solute carrier family 2, facilitated glucose transporter member 8-like. The coding region runs from base 390 to 1856 and encodes 488 amino acids. Gene Ontology annotation, molecular function: transmembrane transporter activity. The transcript is spliced from 10 exons. Lineage: Eukaryota; Metazoa; Arthropoda; Insecta; Lepidoptera; Tortricidae. The record is from RefSeq and is a predicted model, not a curated record. Gene Ontology annotation, biological process: transmembrane transport. Gene Ontology annotation, cellular component: membrane.